Molecule: messenger RNA, 1305 nt
Organism: Sus scrofa (pig)
Lineage: Eukaryota; Metazoa; Chordata; Mammalia; Artiodactyla; Suidae
Gene: TEAD3
Product: TEA domain transcription factor 3
Biological process (GO): positive regulation of transcription by RNA polymerase II; hippo signaling; embryonic organ development
Cellular component (GO): transcription regulator complex
Molecular function (GO): RNA polymerase II cis-regulatory region sequence-specific DNA binding; DNA-binding transcription factor activity, RNA polymerase II-specific
Source: RefSeq, marked provisional
AUAGCGUCCAACAGCUGGAAUGCCAGCAGCAGCCCCGGGGAGGCCCGGGAGGAUGGGCCCGAGGGCCUGGACAAGGGGCUGGACAACGACGCGGAGGGCGUGUGGAGCCCGGACAUCGAGCAGAGCUUCCAGGAGGCCCUGGCCAUCUACCCACCCUGCGGCCGCCGCAAGAUCAUCCUGUCGGACGAGGGCAAGAUGUACGGUCGCAAUGAGUUGAUCGCACGCUAUAUUAAAUUGAGGACAGGAAAGACCAGGACAAGAAAACAGGUGUCCAGCCACAUACAGGUUCUAGCUCGGAAGAAGGUGCGCGAGUACCAGGUUGGCAUCAAGGCCAUGAACUUGGACCAGGUCUCCAAGGACAAAGCCCUCCAGAGCAUGGCGUCCAUGUCCUCGGCCCAGAUUGUCUCCGCCAGCGUCCUACAGAACAAGUUCAGCCCACCCUCCCCUCUGCCCCAGGCCGUCUUCUCCACUUCCUCACGGUUCUGGAGCAGCCCCCCUCUCCUGGGACAGCAGCCUGGACCCUCUCAGGACAUCAAGCCCUUUGCACAGCCAGCCUACCCUGUCCAGCCACCCCUGCCGCCAACACUCAGCAGUUACGAGCCCCUGGCCCCGCUCCCCUCAGCUGCUGCCUCCGCGCCCGUGUGGCAGGACCGCACCAUCGCCUCCUCCAGGCUGCGGCUCCUCGAGUAUUCCGCCUUCAUGGAGGUGCAGCGAGACCCCGACACGUACAGCAAACACCUGUUUGUGCACAUCGGCCAGAACCCCGCCUUCUCGGACCCGCCCCUGGAGGCGGUGGAUGUGCGUCAGAUCUACGACAAAUUCCCCGAGAAGAAGGGUGGCCUGAAGGAGCUCUACGAGAAGGGGCCCCCUAAUGCCUUCUUCCUCGUCAAGUUCUGGGCGGACCUCAACAGCACCAUCCAGGAGGGCCCUGGAGCCUUCUACGGGGUCAGCUCCCAGUACAGCUCGGCCGAGAGCAUGACCAUCAGCGUCUCCACCAAGGUGUGCUCCUUCGGCAAGCAGGUGGUGGAGAAGGUGGAGACCGAGUACGCCAGGCUGGAGAACGGGCGCUUCGUGUACCGCAUCCACCGCUCGCCCAUGUGCGAGUACAUGAUCAACUUCAUCCACAAGCUGAAGCACCUGCCCGAGAAGUACAUGAUGAACAGCGUCCUGGAGAACUUCACCAUCCUGCAGGUGGUCACCAGCCGGGACUCCCAGGAGACCCUGCUAGUCAUUGCUUUCGUCUUCGAAGUCUCCACCAGCGAGCAUGGAGCCCAGCACCACGUCUACAAGCUCGUCAAAGACUAG